Molecule: messenger RNA, 576 nt
Organism: Ostertagia ostertagi
Lineage: Eukaryota; Metazoa; Nematoda; Chromadorea; Rhabditida; Trichostrongylidae
Source: the annotation of a GenBank genome assembly
AUGCCAGUCCUGUUCACCAUGAUGAGCAAUAUCGAAGAGGAACUUCUCGAAUCUCGAAUCAACUAUGAGGAAAUGUCCAACCUCAUGUGGAAGGACCUCGUCAGUGAGGGCGGAAAAGUCCGCAGAACUCGACGACAAACGUAUAAAGCACAACCCGUGGAGCCGGAAGCAGUUCCCUAUUCAGAAAAGGCAAAGGUUGCACCAGCGGUAGCGGUACACAGUCCAGCUAGAAAGCAGCAACUAGUAUGUCCUGCAGGACCAAAGGGCGCACCAGGACACAAAGGGCCUGAUGAGAAGCAGCGCUUUGAUCUGCAAAGGCCCCAGUCCUCGAUCGGGAGAGAUGCGGACCACCGAGACACCUGCGAGACGCAGGGUCUGCUUGAGAAGCGAGACGACAUGGUACCUGGACCUCAAGGAGCACCUGGACCAGUGGGUGCACGAGGUGACGCAGGGCCUGACGGUAUUCCUGGUCCUGCUGGAAGACCUGGAGGAAAUGGAGCCGACGCAGAAUACUGUCAAUGCCCUGAUAGAUCCAAGAAGCCGACAGGAUCUAUGAUCUCAUGCCAUGCCGUUUGA